Messenger RNA from Calypte anna (Anna's hummingbird), 6427 nucleotides. RefSeq names its product G protein subunit beta 4 (gene GNB4). Bases 147 to 1169 code for a protein of 340 amino acids. Gene Ontology annotation, cellular component: heterotrimeric G-protein complex; cytoplasm. The record is from RefSeq and is a predicted model, not a curated record. The transcript has 10 exons. Gene Ontology annotation, molecular function: signaling receptor complex adaptor activity; protein binding. NCBI's taxonomy places the organism in Eukaryota, Metazoa, Chordata, Aves, Apodiformes, Trochilidae. Gene Ontology annotation, biological process: G protein-coupled receptor signaling pathway.
GGGGAGAACCCAGCCGCAGCGGGGGUGAGAGCUGAGGCGGCCGCGGGCGUCGCCGCCAGCAGCGGCCCCAGCCCGGCCAGGAACGGUGCCGCGACCCUGCCAGCAGGUUUUCUUCACCAGUGGAGUGUGAGAAAUAGAGACUGAAGAUGAGUGAGCUGGAACAGUUACGACAGGAGGCAGAGCAGCUGCGAAAUCAAAUCAGAGAUGCAAGGAAAGCAUGUAGUGACACAACUCUUGCUCAGAUCACAACAAGUCUGGACUCAGUGGGUCGAAUUCAGAUGCGGACAAGGCGUACGCUUAGAGGUCACUUAGCCAAAAUCUAUGCUAUGCACUGGGGAUCUGACUCAAGGCUACUAGUCAGUGCAUCUCAAGAUGGAAAAUUAAUUAUUUGGGAUAGUUAUACAACAAACAAGAUGCACGCCAUUCCCUUGAGAUCCUCCUGGGUGAUGACUUGUGCAUAUGCACCAUCUGGGAACUAUGUUGCCUGUGGUGGACUGGACAACAUCUGCUCCAUAUACAACUUAAAAACCAGAGAGGGCAACGUGAGAGUGAGCCGCGAGUUGCCAGGGCACACAGGAUACUUAUCCUGUUGUCGCUUUCUAGAUGACAACCAAAUUGUCACUAGCUCAGGAGACACCACUUGCGCUUUGUGGGAUAUUGAAACUGGUCAACAGACCACCACGUUCACUGGGCAUACUGGAGAUGUGAUGAGUCUCUCCCUAAGUCCAGACAUGAAGACUUUUGUUUCGGGUGCCUGUGAUGCCUCCUCAAAGCUCUGGGACAUUCGAGAUGGAAUGUGCAGGCAGUCAUUCACAGGACAUGUGUCAGAUAUUAAUGCAGUUUGUUUUUUCCCUAAUGGACAUGCAUUUGCCACCGGAUCUGAUGAUGCCACCUGCCGACUCUUUGACCUCCGUGCAGACCAGGAGCUGAUGAUGUACUCCCACGACAACAUCAUCUGUGGGAUCACUUCUGUGGCCUUCUCCAAAAGCGGUCGCCUCUUGCUAGCAGGUUAUGAUGACUUCAACUGCAACGUGUGGGAUACUCUGAAAGGGGAGAGAGCAGGUGUCCUUGCUGGCCAUGACAACCGUGUCAGCUGUUUAGGUGUUACUGAUGACGGCAUGGCUGUAGCUACAGGGUCUUGGGACAGUUUUCUCAGAAUCUGGAAUUAACUGGGAGCCAAACAUGUACAUUCUCCAUUUGAGACCUGGAGAGAUCAAUGCUGCAGCCUAUAGCUGUGAAAUUAACAUUUCUACCUUGUAUUUGCAGGUGAAGUUUUUCUAUUCACUGAUUAUUACACAAAAAGGCUUUCUGUAAACUAGAAAAAAAAAUCAAGUGAAGAAAUAGGGGAGGGGGGAAGAAAUCACUGACUUUUUAAAAAGGGGCCAGCACACAUAAUCAUGGUGACCGACAAACUAAGAGCCAGUCUUAUUGUUUUUGGUGGUUUGGUUAGAUUGUCCUUGAAGGGUUUUUGCUUGUGCUCAGUCUGCUAAUCCUGUACUUUUUUUGUACAUAACAGAGAAUAUACACAUUAUAGCAGCCAAUCAUGUAACAUUUGUCUGUAUGUAAAAAAACAUGUUUGCAUUUUUUAAGGAACUACAUUUAUAGCUUUGCUUUUAACCUGAGAUGUCACUUCUGAGUUUUGUAGUGGAUGAACUAGAUUGCUGUUUUCAAUGUUUUUGUGAAUUUACUGUAGAUAAAGUGAAGCCAAUGGUAUGUAUGUGUUUUUAUAAUGGAAGACAUUUGAAUUUUUUUAAAGGCCCUGGAGACUCCCAGUUAAUACCUACUGCCUUAUUCACACACUUGACCUGCUUGCCUGUUUUUAAUUGUGGGGGUUCUUCCUUCUAGCCAGUGGUUCCUGGUUCAUCCAUUGGCAGUCAUGGCCUCCAAACACCAAGGAGUUAAUGCCAGGCAGACUUGCAACAAUAGCAGAAAUAUUUAAAAAUGAAGAUAAAAUGAAACAAAAUCUGGUUCCAGAAGUUGUAGCUUCCUUACUGCAGCUCUUUGCAUCAGCUGCUCCCUGCAGUCCUUGGGUAGGGAAGCCAAGUGACCUGUGCCACUGUCAUGAAGUGGCUGAGUGCUUUUCCUUUGGACAGUUCAGCUCUAACUCAGUGGGGUGGUUUUGGCCCAUCACAAACUCCAGCUGAUUUGCACUAACAAAACAACUUGGCACGACUCUGGGCAUGCAGAAAGCAGCAGUGCUUCUGCAGAGCUUGCUCAGUUCCCACCAUCAGCUGAGGAAUUCAGAAGGACUUUGCUGAAAUUCUUAGAGAUGAUUUCCAAUGUGCAGUUAAUUGCCUGUAACCCCCCUCCAAAUGAGGGGGCUGCCAAAGCAUACCACAACCAAAAGCUCUUGUUGUCAGUUAUGUGCAGUGUGAAUUAUAAAAGGAAUUGUGUAACUUAGGAUAAACCAAGUAACCUUAUUUACCUGUGUGACCCUCUCAAACUUCAUACUACAAACUCAGCGACCUGCUUCUUCUCCUGUGGUCACAGAGGUCUGUGCCAUGGUGGCUUAUUAGAUGCUAAUUGUUCUGCAGCUCUGACACUGUAAAUAGCCAUUUCCUCUCCCGUUCCUGAUUUUAUUCUGAUUUUGAUGUCAGUUGCUUAUAAAUUAUAGGUUCUGAACAAGGACAGUUGAGUGUAGAUGUAGGAAACGCAAGUGGCUGAUGCCCAUUUGAAACUAACCAGGAAGAUUGCUUAACUUUUUGGUGCCUGGCUGCAUGCCUGUGCUUGCAGUGGAUGUUCUCUUGGAAUCUGAAUGUCUGCAGCAUUUUUGGAAGGGGGAAUGAAGUCUAUUGGCUUCUCUUAAGUGACUUAUUUUAAAGAUAACCUAAAUUUUAAAUCCUCGGGUUGGAAGAUGACGUGAAUCUGCCCCCAUCUGAAGUUGUGGGGAGUCGGGGUAUCUCUGGCAGUAAAUGUAAGUGCCCGGUAUCUUGUAAUAUACCAAAACAGAUUUGUGGCUGAGAGGACUAUUUGUCAAGUUUUGGACAUUUGUAAUCCUAAAUUUCAGUACUUCCAUACUGUGCCUGUAAACCUGCCAUGUCUGUAAUGGUGAAGGUGCCAAUAAAUGUACCAGUCGAUCACAGUAAAUCCACUUUCAAAUAAAGGAAAAGGCACAUCUUGUGCUGGAGAAGUAUACAUUUACUAACAGCAGACUGGUGUAGGACCAAAAUCACACUCUUGUAUGUCACAGGAAUUCCUCAGCAUUUUGCUUUAUGAUCUGUCUGCAUUAACAAACUAUUAUGGAAUUCUUGUUACUCUCUUAAGUGAGCAGCUCUCGGGAUCUUGCAGACUUGGUUUAUUUUUAAUGGUGCACUUGAUUAUUGUUUUUUAGCUCACAGCUGCCUUGAGUGAAUCAUUCUGGAAAUUUGUUACUAAGGAAUUUUAAGAUAAUAUUCUUUUUCUAAAAUUUUUUUUUUUCCAUAGAAGUGUGUUUUGAACCAGUUUCCUAGUCAACACCGUUGGAAAGACAGGUGCCAUUUUUACGUUCUGGUAUUAAAACUUGUUUCUACUUGUGAAACUCCAAAAACAAUUUUACAAAUGUAUAUAACUUUUCUUAAAAGUUCAAGUAGACUGUAAAUGUGGUAAUGGCUUUCAUACAGGUAUUACUGCAAAUAAUUUCACUGUUGUUGUUUGAUGGGCAAUUGUCUGUUGGGUUCAGCUGCUUUUAAAAUCAAUAAUAUGAAAUGCCAUCUACUCACUAAUGAGGUUUCCAGAAGGAUCAUACAAAUAUCUGCCAGCUUUUGCUGUUUGGUUAACCAGUGUUUGUAGUGCUGCAGGUCCUUUUGUGUUAGUGUACAAGGAAACCUGGAAGAAUCAUGGAAACAUUAAGGUUGGAAAAGACCUCUAGGAUCAUCAAGUCCAACCAUCAACCCAACACCUCCAUGCCAACCAAACCAUGUCCUGAAGUGCCACGUCUACAUGUUUUUUGAAUACCUCCAGGGAUGGUGCCUCCACCACCUACCUGAGCAGCCUGUUCCAGUGCUUCACCACUCUUUCAGAGAAGAAAUUGUUCCUAAGAUCCAAUCUAAACCUUCCCUGCUGCAAUUUGAGGCCAUUUCCUCUCGUCGUAUCCCCAGUUACUCGGGAGAAGAGACCAGCGCCCACCUCACUGCAUGCUCCUUGCAGGGAGUUGUAGAGUGGUAAGGUCUCCCCUCAGCCUCCUUUUCUCUAGACUAAGAAAAGCCUUAGCACAGCUGAGGAAGCAGUAGCUGAUGCUUCUUGGGAGCUUGUGAUAGAUCCUGCCAAGGUGGCGUUAGAUGUAGUUUGUUUGCUUUGGGGUUUUUUUUUUGUUUUUUUUUUUUACAGCCUACAGAUUUAGUGUAACAGUGUUAUUGUAUGAGGCCAGGUAAUGACCUUGCACGGGCUGUGGUAGCUUCUUCUUUAGGUGGCUGUCAGUGGUAUUUCAAGAUUGAUUCUCUUACUAAAAUGGAUGUGGUUUUAAUGGUAAAAGCUCAACCUUCUAGUAUAAGGGAGGUAAUUAAAUUCAUAGCAUUCCCUUUGAAGGUUUUAUUCCCAGCUUUGAGUCUCAAAUCGAAUUGUCUGUAGUUUGACACAGGCUCAAGGAUGCAGGUUGAGCUUUAGUGAUUUUUCACGCCUGCACACCAAGGCAGCACACUCUCCAUAUUUUGCAGCACCAGCGGGUACGUCUUAACUUGUCUUAAAAAGUAAGUUUGAUGCCAAACUACACCAUUAUCUGAAUUUCAAGUAACUUGUGUAAUUACAGAAAUGGAGGAACUGAUUGUGCCAAAGCACUGGCAAGGUAAUGCUUUUCCAGCCUCUCUCAAAGUCAAUGGAUUAUGGCUUGGAAAAUGCCACUCUGUGCUGCUUUAUGGAACGCAAUUUAUUUUAUUCAGGUACAGUUGGUGUUAUUUUUCUUUUUGUCAGCAUUUUCUGGUGUGCAUUUAGCUUUGCAAUGGAGAAUACUAAUCAGGCAAGUGCCCAGAUUGGGCUUGUUCCCACGUAGACUGGGACAUGGAUUUAUUGGUAGAGAUGCAGGUUGAGGUUCUGGAAACUACACAAAGUUUCCACGUGGCAUCCUGCAGAUGUGCACUCACUGCCCUGGCACUGCGGGCCCCUUCCCCUCAGUCUCCAGACCUUUUUUCUUCCAACCCUGCCUUUCCUCUGCCUUGCCAAAUUACAGAUAAAUUGUGGUAUCUGGCAGAACAGGCAGUUCAAUGUAUUGACAGCAGCCUCAGCUGCCCUUUGAAGUGGAACAGGGAUGAAACAGGCUUUUCCCCCUGCCUAAGGCGAGGGCCUGACCUUGACUUGGCAAAGCCAAAUUGCUGUAAGAGCUGGUCCUGGUGUGCUUACUGUGAUGCAUGGGUUGGAAAUAGUUAACUCAUUAAUUCAAUUAGUGUACCCGCUUGUCCCACGAUGAAGUUCACAUUUCUUUUAAGGUGGAAUGAAACCAUUGUGAAAACAUUCCAAGAGUGCUUAUUAGUCUUUCCUCUUUGAGGACACUGUCACCGCCACUAGGUUUAGUGCUGUGCUUUAAGAUGUUGGUGAGAGUAUUGGCUAAUUCAACUAGUUGGUAUAAAUGGUUGUGUAGCAGAAUGACUGAUUUUUGAGAUAGCAUUUCCUGUACAAGUAAUUAAGCAUGGGUUGAUGGUGCACUUUGUAUACAGUAAUCUGGCAUGCAUGCUGGUAAAACUACUUCCUACACUUCAGAGGCACCACAAGCCUUUUUAUCCAAUUGCUGGUUAUGUAAAAUACAUGCAGAAUGUUAAUGCAGUGUUGUUAUGGUAAAUGUGUGAACAGUGUUACUAAUUGAUAUAACUGAUAACAGAUUACAUGUGCCUGACAUUCUUAUACCACACAGUAUGUUUAGGUUGUAACUAAUAUGGACUUCGGUGGAAUAGUCUUAGAUAUUUCAAGCCUUUGUUUUACUUACACAAUGGUGCUCUAUUUGUGGGUUUUUUCUUUUUUUCUUUUUCCUUUUUUUUUUUUUUUUUUAAAGGAAAGCAUCUGAACACUUGUAGUACAUAUUACAUCCAAAGGAGUCCAAAACUAAAUGCUUCUAACCAUGCUUGAUUUUAAUUUGCCUUUAGUUUCCAGCAUUUCUCAUCAGCUAGGUUUUUGGUUUUUUUUUUUUUUUACUUGUUGCUGACUACUUUGGAAAACUUUGGUAAUGUUACCAAUUAUGAAGUGAUUCUGCACUGCCUUUGGAUUGUGUAUGUAUUCAGAACAGUCUUAAAGCUUUUAUUUAAGCUAUUAAAAAAACCAGGGACUUGUGCCAUUUGUUCUUUAACAGUGCUGUUGUAAAAAGACUUCCCUGUGAAAAAAAAAAAUCACUUGCUAUGAACUCUUGUUUAUAGCUUUUUUUUUUUUUUCCACAAUGGAUCUUUUUCUUUGUAUUUGUACAGUGGCUCAGUGAAAGAUGUUGCCAUGAGUUGAUAUUGUAACCAAUAAACAAGUGCUUUUAACCAGA